AUGUCGGAGAGCGAGUUAGCAGUAAUAAAGCCAGAGGCGUUGAAGGCUUAUAUUUGGCUUCAGUGCUUUGAUGGUUCCAUACAGCAAGUGGACGAGGAGGUUGCGAUAUUCUGCCCCAUGAUAUGUCGGGAAAUUGUGAAAAAUGGCACAGGGUCGUCCAAAAAUCAUGCUAUUACUCUCCCACAAAGAGUUAAUCCAGCCAGUUUGAGUUUGAUUCUUGACUACUGCCGGUUUCAUCAGGUCACUGGGCGCUCAAACAAGGAGCGGAAGUCCUUUGAUGAAAAGUUUGUUAGGAUAGAAACAGAAAGACUCUGCGAAUUGACUUCUGCAGCUGAUAGUCUACAGUUAAAGCCACUUGUUGAUCUUACUAGUCGAGCUCUUGCUCGAAUUAUUGAAGGAAAGACACCUGAGGAAAUUCGUGACAUUUUCCAUUUACCAGAUGACUUAACAGAGGAAGAGAAAUUGGAGCCCCUAAAAAAUAUAAAUGAUGAUCCUAGGAUUCGCCUAUUGAACCGAUUGUAUGCGAAGAAGCGGAAAGAGCUCCAGGAGCGCCACGAGCGCCAGAAGCUGAAGGAUGUUCAAGUACAAAAAGAGCAAAAAGAUGAGAGAUCUUUGGAUGAGUUACUUUGUUUUAUUAAUGGGGAUGGAGGUUCAGGAGGUGGGAAAGCUACCAAGAGUAAGAAAAAGAAUAAAAGAAGGAAGGAUCAUGCUAAGAACCCCCCAAAAGCUGACUCUGAGCCUGCAAAUGCGGAGGGAGCUGCUUGUGUGGUUCCAUGCAAAGUGGAUAGCAGUAAUGUUUCUAGACUUCCAUGCCAGAAUCCAGAUAUACAAGAUGAUGUCGAGUACCCCUUUGAAGAUGCUGACCUCGAUGAUGGACUUGAUCCUGCAAUGAAAGAAGAGCUUGAUAGAGAAGUUGAGGACUUCGCAAGGAGGUUGAAUUCAGUUUGGAAUGAUUCACAUAUUGGUGGUAAUGGUUCUGUGCAGAGGUUUCCUGGGUUUAAUCACAGGUGA
This is a messenger RNA of Miscanthus lutarioriparius, 1011 nucleotides long. NCBI's taxonomy places the organism in Eukaryota, Viridiplantae, Streptophyta, Magnoliopsida, Poales, Poaceae. The record is from the annotation of a GenBank genome assembly.